Messenger RNA from Verticillium nonalfalfae, 972 nucleotides. RefSeq lists its product as uncharacterized. NCBI's taxonomy places the organism in Eukaryota, Fungi, Ascomycota, Sordariomycetes, Glomerellales, Plectosphaerellaceae. The transcript has a single exon. The record is from RefSeq and is a predicted model, not a curated record. The coding region runs from base 1 to 972 and encodes 323 amino acids.
AUGGACGACACAUCCUCCUCACAGACAACAAUGGAGCCGUCGACGCCCACGCCGAAAAGACAGCCCCCCCUCUACACGCCCCUGGCCGCAGCAACGCUCGAGCGCAUCAACACCUGGCGCACGACGAACCUCCUCGCCGCAACCUGCACCUGCACCGACCCCCCGACGCCGCUCCCGCACCCGACCUCGACCUUUCUCGCCGCCCACACCAACUUCUGGCACGGCACCUGGACCUACCGCCGGCACCCGCCGCCCCCGCCACCGGACGACGACUGGCGCCCGGACUCAUGCCCCCGCUGCGCCCGCCUCGGCGCCGCCGCCCCGGCCACGCCAGAUCCCACCCCGGAAGAGCAGCAGCACGAGCAGCAGCAGCCGGCGCCGCACGCCUCGGCCGGCGCCGCCUCCUCGUCCGUCGGCGCCGCCCUCUCCCGCAUCGCCUCGCUCUGCCUGACGCCCGCGAAGAAGCGCGCGGCCGCCAAGCCCGGCGCCGGCAGCGGCUCGUCCAGACGAGGGGGUCCAGAUGCAGCCAAGCCGGGUAGCCCCCACGGCCCGGACACGGAAGACGACGACGACGAGGACGUCCCCAAGCGGCAGAGCGGGCGGGACGACGGCGCGCCUUUGAAGCAGCAAGUCUCGUCGUCGUCGCUGUUUCGAAAGAUGAGGCUGCGCAAGUGGAGCUUCGAGCGGACGCCCGCCAGGACGGCCGCCGCGAACGCGAGCAGGGGCGGCACGCCGUCGGCCGAGAGGAGGAAGACGCCGCGCGUCACGGCGGCGGCUGUCGCGGCCGUCAGCGCGCCGGCGGGGCGUGUCGGGGCCGAGUAUAAUCCCUCCAGCGCAUCGACGGGCUCUAAUCCUGACGAUGCCGGGCUGGAAGGGUUAAAAGUGAAGCGGGCGCGAGAGGGGGAUGCUCGGCUGUCGAGGGCGAGGGAGCUACUUGAGAGGAAGGAGAGGGCGGAGCGGCAGGGGGUGUAG